Penicillium brasilianum is the source of this 966-nucleotide messenger RNA. Lineage: Eukaryota; Fungi; Ascomycota; Eurotiomycetes; Eurotiales; Aspergillaceae. The record is from the annotation of a GenBank genome assembly.
AGCUUUAAUACAAAAUUCAUACUUCAUCGCCAGAAAUUACGACGUCAUCUGUUGUCUCUAUGUGCAGAUCAUCACAUUAUAUAUAGUCGGGGUUUGAUGCGGAAUUUGUUACUACAUCAACACAGCCAUCAAUUUCGAUUGUUAACUCACUCUCCAACCUCACACACUCAACCAUCAAGAUGAGCAAUUUCGUCAAAAAAGUUGAAGAUGCCCUCACAGGCAAUCACCACAAUUCCGCUAGCUCUACAAACCAUGGCCCUCACAGCUCUAACCUAGCGAAUAAGCUCGACCCUCGCGUCGACAGCGACCACGAUAACCGCGCUCGUCACCAGGCCAUGGGAGGCACUGCUGGUCCGCAUGCUACCAAUGUCGCCAACAAGGUCGACCCCCUCGUUGACAGCGAUUUGGAUAACCGAGGCACCCACGCCAGCGAUGUGGGUGGCUACGGCGCCGGAACGAUGGGCACCCAUGACCGGACUACCGCACCCCAUACUUCCAAUGUCGCCAAUACGCUCGACCCUCGUGUUGAUUCCAGUGUGGGCAACCAGCCUCAUUACGGUCACACAGGAACUGCCGGCGGUCUGAACACCGGAUCGACUACCACCACUGGCCCUCACAGCUCCAACAUUGCCAAUAAGCUGGACCCUCGCGUCGACUCUGAUAUGGACAACCGGGCUCGCCAUAACGCCAUGGCAGGAAGCAGCUACGGGAACCCGCAAUCCGGUGCGACUGCGGGCCCUCAUUCCAGCAACAUUGCCAACAAGUUGGAUCCCCGUGUGGACUCUGAUCUUGAUAACCGAAACACCGGAUAUCAGCGCACUAUUUAAAUUGGCGGGCAUGCUUUUCUUUGCGACACCAAUGAUGUACUUAAUUUGUUGCUUUAGAUGACGUUACGAUAUUUCCAGGCGAUGAAUCCUCUCCUCUCGCUUUGUGGCUACUCAAUGAACUCAAUUCACCCAAGUUAAG